GGCACGACUCACGAGUAGGAUCUCAUUAAAUAGCGAUUGGAUGUCUUGAGAGAGAGAGAGAGAACAUUCACGAGGCGUCGAAAGGUGUGCUGCUGUAACAACGUUUAGAAAAGAAACAAUUCCGAGGUGAUUUUCCGACACUAUUCAGCGUGUUUAUUCUCUGUUCUUCAAGCUAAAUACAGUUGGACUUCAUCGGAGUGAAUAUUCCAUAUCUUUUGGGUCUUUGCUAGAACAACUUUCAGCUCAGCUCCAUACAACGUCCAGUCUGAGAAUGAACUGUACACAAGUGCUUCAUGCAUUUGGAGCCUACUCCAUACCCCAGCAGUCUGCCAUGCCAGUGGACCUCGCCAUGCGACUGUGCCUGAGCCAGAGCCUGCCGCUCUGUCACCUACAGGGUGUGUCCCCUCUGAAGGCCCUGAAACCUCACCUUCACACCAUAGACUACCAGUCUCCCAGGGCCAGCCUUCACACUAAGCCACACUCCUCUUCAUCCUCCUCUUCCUCCUCCCCAGAGCGAUCAGAGACAAAGAGCUGUGUGCGCAGGAGCAGUGCCAGCCCUAAGAAGAACCGUGUAGUGUUUGCUGAUACUAAGGGGCUGUCUCUCACUGCAGUGCGACUGUAUAUCCCAGACAACUCCUCGUCCCCUUCCACGGCCCAGAGGGCUGACUCCUCUUCCUCCUCCCCCGUCAGACUGCCGGGCCUGUGGCUGGGUCCUGCCGGUGGGAAGCAGCAGCUCUGGAGGUUAAGUCUGGCCUUCCCCCAACCCAUGGCAGACUUCAAGACCUUCCAAGCCCGCCUGCAGGAGGUCCUGGUGCAGCUGGAGAGCUGCAGUGUGACCGAGCGAUCGCUGAGUGGCACCGUGCGCGUCUGCAAUGUCAGCUUUGAGAAGGCUGUGCACGUGCGAGUGACCUUUGACUCGUGGCGGAGCUUCCGGGACAUCCCCUGUUCCUACCUGCAGCAGCGCUACGGGGGCGCUGAGACUGACGUGUUUGCCUUUGACAUCCCCCUCCCCCAGAACCUGGAUCCCAGCGAGCGUCUGGAGUUCUGUGUGUUGUUCCGGCCAGGCAGCGGGGCCACACUGCGUUGGGACAACAACCGGGGACAGAACUACUGUGUGUGUGUGGAGCCUGAGGGGGCUGGGUAUAGUCAGGCCCCGGUACAGCGCCACAUCAUCACUCCCCGCUCCCUCCAACGUCCCCCCUCAUGGCCAAGGAGUGGGGGUACCAGCCUCAAGAGCCCCUUGAACCCUGAUCUCACCCACCCCUCGGAAGCCUUCAUCAGCCGGAGUUCGGGGCGACUGGAUAACACUUUCUGGUAGAGGGAACUCGCCCUGGUCAGGAAGCGAGCCAGCUUUGCCUUUCUGAUUCAGGUGUGGAUCUAAGUAGCUGUCUCAACUUGUCAGCUGGACAAUCUGCCAAGAAAAUGUGCAAUGUUAAACCUGAUUUUAAUCUUAAUCGAGGAAGUGACUCAUUGAAUUUACUCAAUUGACUGUUAAAAUUGAAUUGACCCCAUCUGAUGGUAGAGGUUAGGACUACAAUGUGUUCCUUUGUAGUGGCCCCUACUUCCACGGCUCAUAUGGGCCCCAACUAAUGUGAAAUUGAUUUGCACCUGUGUAUUUCUUACAGAAUAUAGCGCUGUUACUUUUUAAAACUUAUUUCAGUGGGUGAGUUUCCAGCACCAAGAUCGUCAUAUUUUAGUGUACCUAGGAAUUUUCCAGAUGUAUUUUUUAUUUUUUUUGGUGUAUAUGGGGGUACUAAUUGUACAAAGAAAAUGCCCUCUCACUGAGGCUGGAUGUUCCUUAUAACUGCCAUGCAGACUUCUCCAACUUCAGCCACCUUAACUGGCCUUUGAACAGAUGAAUGUGCCUUGAGUUUUUUAUU
Molecule: messenger RNA, 1880 nt
Organism: Coregonus clupeaformis (lake whitefish)
Lineage: Eukaryota; Metazoa; Chordata; Actinopteri; Salmoniformes; Salmonidae
Product: protein phosphatase 1 regulatory subunit 3C-B
Exons: 3
Coding region: 272-1318 (348 amino acids)
Biological process (GO): regulation of glycogen biosynthetic process
Cellular component (GO): protein phosphatase type 1 complex
Molecular function (GO): glycogen binding; protein phosphatase 1 binding
Source: RefSeq, a predicted model, not a curated record